AUGGCUGAUCUCCAAACUGUACUUCAGGAAAUUAAGGAUUUUCGAAGAGAGAAUGCAGAAUCUUUCAAGGAGCUAAAAGAGGACAUUAAAAGCACGAACAUCCGAGUUGAAGAGGCAGAAAGGCGCAUUAUGGAGUCGGAGGGGCGCAUCCAGAUGAUUGAAGAUGCUACUCUUGAGCUACUGGAGCUGCAAAAGCAAACCUUGUCCAGACUGACGGACCAAGAAAGCCGCUCCAGAAGAGACAAUAUCAGGAUUCACGGGGUAAAAGAAGGUGCUGAAGAAGGGUCUCAGUCAAUGAUUGACUUUAUUGUGACCCUGCUGAAAGAGAAGUUGGACCUGGCGCCGUCACUUGACCUCAUUGUCGAAAGAGCCCACCGAGCCUUAGCCGCUCGACCACCGAAUGAGGCCCCGCCAAGAUCAAUAGUGGUAAAGCUGCAAAGUUACAGAACCAAGGAAGCCAUUAUAACGGCAGCGUGGCAGAAAAAGGGCUUCAUGUAUGAGGGAAGGAAGAUAAUAAUUGACCACGAUUAUGCACCGGAGAUUUUGAAACAGCGGAAGCUAUAUACGGAGGCAAAGAGAGUGCUUAGGGAACGUAAAAUACGCUUCCAGACGCCAUUCCCAGCAAAACUUCGUGUCUUUUAUGAUGGGGAGACGCAAAUGUACAACACAGCAGCGGAGGCGACUAAGGAUAUGGCCACAAGAGGAUACCAGGUCUCAGUGGUGCCACCAGAAGAGGACAGGUUUGAGAAGAUGAGACGCAUCUGGAGUCGGGCUGAGGGAAGAGGACGUCAGGCGGACGCACGACCUGGAUACAUGCAAAAGCUCGACGUUUACAGAAGAUCGGCUAUGGAGGAGUGA
Knipowitschia caucasica is the source of this 858-nucleotide messenger RNA. NCBI's taxonomy places the organism in Eukaryota, Metazoa, Chordata, Actinopteri, Gobiiformes, Gobiidae. The record is from the annotation of a GenBank genome assembly.